Messenger RNA from Rhincodon typus (whale shark), 5906 nucleotides. It is a transcript of the gene lonrf2, whose product is annotated as LON peptidase N-terminal domain and ring finger 2. The record is from RefSeq and is a predicted model, not a curated record. Gene Ontology annotation, molecular function: protein binding. Lineage: Eukaryota; Metazoa; Chordata; Chondrichthyes; Orectolobiformes; Rhincodontidae. The coding region runs from base 195 to 2477 and encodes 760 amino acids. The transcript has 12 exons.
UUAUAUAAUGUCCUGAGAGGCGGGAGGAAGGAGGCCACACUGACUGGCUGAGGGGGCGGAGACCGACCGACCGACCGAUAGGCAGGCAUUGAGCCCUGGCUGCAGCCGCCGCCACCGCCACUCGGGCCCUCGACUGCCGGUUCUAGCCCCCGCCCCCUCUAUCUGGUGGGUGGGCUCGGCCCAGCCUGGGCUCCAUGGAGGCUCCGGCCGCUCGCUCCGAGAUGCUGGAACUGGCCGACGAGGCUUUCCGGGCGAUGAACUACGAGCUGGCGGCCGAUAUCUACGAGUGCCAGCUGUUGGAGCUGGGCCCUGAGCGGGCCCUCUACCUAGGCAAGGCCGAUGCUCUGGCCCGCUGCUGCCGCUUCACCGAGGCCUUCGAGGCCUACCGCAGCGCCGCGGACCUGGAUCGGCUUCGGCCCGACGACCUGGGCGACCUCCUGGACUGUAUCGCCACCAAUGUCCGCCUGAAAGAGGCGCUGCCGCAGGCUGCGGGCCGGCUGCGGCACGGAGGCCCCGAGGAGGGGGAGGAGGAGGCCGCCUCGGAGCCUCUCAGUUGCCGAGUCUGCCUGGAGCUGCUCUUUGAGCCCGUGUCGCUGCCGUGCGGCCACACUUUCUGCCGGAGGUGUGUAAAGGAGGAGACGGUGACUGGGUGUAAAUUGUGCCGGCUGUCGCCGACCGUGCACCCAGGAGCCGCGGCCGCUUCCUCCUCCUCCUCGUCCUCGGCCAAGCCCGGACCACAUCUCGGGCUCAAUGUGGUUCUGUGUAACUUGUUGGAGAAAUGGUUCCCGUCGGAGUGCCGCGCCCGGCGGCUACAGCAGGAGGCGGCGGAGCUGGCAGAGCGCGGGGAUUACACGGUGGCCCUGGGCCUGUGUGAACAGGCGCUGUCUCUGGUACCUCAUGACUACUUGGUGAGAUGUUAUCGUGCUGAGCUAUAUGUAACUACAGGAAAAUACAAGGAAGCACUUUGUGAUGGAGAUGUAGCAUGUGCACUUAAACCACUAAAGACAAAGGCGCAUUUUUGGAAAGCUCAAGCUCUGGUUAAAAUGGGCAGAACUGAAGAAGCUUUAAAGGAGUAUAUAUACUGCAUUGCUUUGAAACCAGACUGGAAUUCUGUAAGACUCGAAGCACAAAAGAUAUUAUGUGAUAUGUUUUCACCUGUUUUGGAGAAUAUGCCAGAUACUCUACCAACCAACAAGCGACCACAGUCAUCUUGUUUAAGACCUAAACCUACUUUUCUCAGCACUUUUAGUCCCACAUCAGUUGCCAGAGAUGAUACAGUUGCUGCACCUUCUCAGGUUUUUUCCAAAAUGAACAAUAUUACAGCACCAGAACGAAAUACAUCAAGUCAAAUACUCACAAAGUCCAAGGCUACACCAGGUGAAACCUCUGUGCUCGUUGAAGCAGUUCCAUCUGGUUUUAGUAACGGCAACCAAAAGAGAAAGCUAUCAUGUGAGACAGAUCUCUGUGAGAGCAUCGAAACAACCAGCAAAAUGGCAAAAAAAGAUGAAUUUGUACCCUUGACAUUUGACAAUUUUAAAGCGUCAAGAGAGAUUCCCAGUGAACUUGUGGAUCCGUUCGAUUUUGAAUGUUCUCUCUGUAUGAGGCUAUUCUAUGAACCUGUCACUACUUCAUGUGGGCACACCUUUUGUUUGAAGUGUCUGGAGCGCUGUCUGGAUCAUAAUGCUAGCUGCCCACUCUGUAAAGAAAACUUAGCUGAGUAUUUGGUAACAAGAGCUUUCAAUAAGACGUUCUUGACAGAGGAACUCAUUAUUCAAUACCUGCCUGAAGAAUUAAAUGACAGAAGGCGACUUCACGAGGAAGAAAUGAAGGAACUGUCUAACCUAACUGAAGAUGUUCCAAUUUUUGUCUGCACCAUGGGCUUCCCAACUAUUCCAUGCCCUCUUCAUGUUUUUGAACCGCGUUAUCGACUGAUGAUUCGCAGGUGUAUGGAAACUGGCACCAAGCAAUUUGGAAUGUGCAUUGGAAAUGAGACUAAAGGGUUUGCUGAUUAUGGCUGCAUGCUCGAAAUAAGGGAUGUAAAGUUUUUUCCUGAUGGUCGUUCUGUAGUUGAUACAAUUGGCAAGAGUCGAUUUAAAGUUUUAAGCCAUGGCCAAAGAGAUGGUUAUAAUACAGCCAACAUUGAAUAUCUUGAAGAUAAAAAGGUGGAAGGAGAAGAGUAUCAUGAACUAGUCUGUCUGUCUGACUCCGUAUAUGACCAAGCUUUCACUUGGUUCAGUUCCCUCAAGGACAACAUGAGAACUCAAAUUCUGAAUCAUUUUGGACCAAUGCCUGGCAAGGAGCCAAUACCUCAGUCAAGUCAAAAUGGUCCUGCGUGGUGCUGGUGGCUGUUAGCUGUAUUACCUUUAGAAAGUCGUGCUCAGCUAGCUGUUCUCUCAAUGACCUCACUCAAAGAUCGCCUUAUUGCAAUUCGCCGUGUAUUGGUAUUUGUAACCCGACAACGGCUUCGAUCACUGUGAUAUUUGACUUGAUGGGAUUUUAAAGCUGCAUUCCAAAUGUUUUUGAAAAUUGUGUUUAUCAGUAUUAUCUUUUUGAUCUAAUCCAUAUAUGAAAAACAAAGUCCAAUCAACCAGGUUUAAAAAAAAUUGUUCAAAUUGUAUAAUUAAACUGGGUAGUGAGCCAUUCCUUUGAACACAUUAAGAAACCUACAGUCAAGAAGAUGUACUUGCAAUGGUCUGAGAAACGUGGGUUGGAACUGUUCUUUCUUCCCAGCUGUAGUAAGGCAGAGAUAUUGAUUGGAAAGUAGUUUCUUUUAAAUGUAGACUUCUCUGAAGUCAGUCCCUCCUAGUAAUUGCAAGUUUGCAUAACACAACUGUCCAUUGUAAAAAAAGUAGCAGACCUGGAAUGUAAAACAAAAAAAGGUGAAGUUCUGAGUAAAUGCUAUGUACAUGGAACUGAGUGAAUGGGACAAUUUGACCUGCUUGUACAAAAUGUUGAGAUUUGCAGUUUGAGAGUCCUGUCCAAUGUCUUAAUCGGAAUGUCUAGUGUGUUGAAAUUCAAAUCAGAAUGCAAUCAUUCUAUUCAAAUAUAAUGUUGAUGUACUGUGCAAAUGUUAUCAAACCACCAGUUCCACCUCUAGAAGUUACUAAUGCUUUCUUUAUGGAAUGGCAAGAAACUUGCUAGUAUUAAUGUUUGGGGUUAAUUGUAUCACUGCAAGCUGUGGGGAAAUGUGCUGCCUCUGAUUUGGGAGAGUUUGAUAUCAAAGUACUGGUGCCACAGGUUGAAAGCUUGUUGUUCCGUAGCGACAAUGGUUUGAAUUUUGCAGUCGUUGGUGGAUUAAAGGCUGUUGAACAAAGAUCUCUUUUGAAGCUAGCAAUCUCCAGCAAAACUUUUAAGUACUCCUUCUGUGUACAGUUGCUGAUAGUGUUAGCAAUUCCGAGACUGCAUCAGCAAGUUAUGCUACAUAAGCAGCCAGAGAUGUUAAAGCAUUCACAGGCAGGCAAUGAACCAACCAACCAACCAACCAGUCGAGAAGUACAAAGCUGUAAGAAUCAAAUUAGUUUUUCUUAAAAGAAAGUGAGUGUUAACGAUUAGGACACUCAAGAUUGAAGCUGAACUAUCAUGAGCAAACUUAGUUAUUUUUAAAUUUAGAAAUUAAUCAUAGUUUGGAGACAAGUAGUAAUGUUUCUCUUUUUUUUUAGGUUGAAUCAGUUGAUGGGUGAUUAUUACACCACCCUAACCCUAACCCUAUCCGACAUGGUUUAACGGGGUUUCCAAUGCAAUAUGAAAGCAGAAAAGGGAAUGCUUGGGAAAAUUCUCAUCAGAACAAUUGGUUUUGCUGAUUUGGUGAGGAAGGGAAUGGGAGUGGGGGAAAUACUGAAGUUGAACCACCUGUUGUCCUCCACCACCACCCCCCACCCCCACCUCAACAGUUACACUAAAUACUUCAGGCAUCAAUUUAAAGUCUUCUCUUCAAUCUCAAUACUACUGGUCAGUGCCUGUUCUCACCAGACCAACAGGUCUUGAUUAUUGUAGUAUAUGAUUUUGCUCAUUGCCAUUAAUUUUACUGCAGUAAAAUUGAUAUUGAGCAUUUUCAUUUUAUUUUCACUUGGAUUUGCAAUUGUUCUGUACCAUUGAGAAAGUGUUGUGUACGUGAAUAUCAAUUGGUUUUACUCCUGUAUUUGAGCCCAACAGUUUGGCUUUUUUUUGUUGGCCUAACAAAUUGUUCAUUGCUUUUCUGCCAUCAAGUUUAUCUUUGCUUGGUUGAGCAUAUGAAGACACUAUUUUGGGGAAUUUGCUUGAUCACCCUAUUUUCACUCUAUUGUGUGAUCUGACAACAGUGUCUUGGAUAUUUUUCUUGCACUUGUAAUUGUUGAAUUGAUACAUCUCUGGAAAACUUUUUUUUUGUUUUAUAAACAUUUUAUCAUGUAUUCAUGUUCCUUUUGAGUUUUAUUCCUAUUGUAAACAGAAAAAAAUUGUAAGUUUUAAUCUACUUAAUUGAUAUAGAAACAAAUGCAAAUAGCCAUUUCAUUUGGAAUUAACAAUUAAUUUCAAAGGACAAGCAUCUGUUUUCUGUUGCUUGUUAUACCAGAGAAGCUAUUUGAUUUGAGUGCAAUCUAGCUUCCACAUUCUGUGCCAUUAUUGUAUGCAGAUAUCUUGUUAUGAAUCUCUGUACCUUUUUUUUCUUUUACUGUUUUACACUUUAAAAUUAUUCUCCAGCUCUUGGCCAUUUUUAGUCUCUAUUUUUGAGUUAAACCACAGUGAUUCUUUACACUUUAACUGUAGCAAGAAAGAAAUUGCUUUACCAGUUUUUCCCCUCUCUCUCUCUGUCCUGGUGAUUUCUGACAGGGCUUUCUCUUUCUGCCCCUCCCCCACACCACCAAUUCAUUCCCUGUUUGAUAUUUUGGAAAUACUUAAUUUCAUAUGAUUUUUAUAUGGUAUAAAACACUGGCAAUCAUUUUGAGAUGUUUUAUUCUAAUUUCUAACAACCUCUGUCAAACAUAACCUGUUCUGAAAGGUAAUGAACAUUUUGGUUUGAGGUAAUGAUUGUGGUUUUUUUUUUAAAAAUCCAGUGUUACUGUGAAUUGUUAAACAGUAAUUAUGUUUUUAUUUCACAUGAAGAUUCUUCACCAGUUUGUAGUAUGAUUGAAUUUUUACAAUUUCAUAGGCAUUUUCAUAGAAACGUUGCUUUAAAGCAGCAAGCUUCUUGUAUUUGUUCUAAAAUUUAAAACCAAAAUGAGCAAAAUAUAUAUAUUUGUUACAAGAAAAUGGCUCACAUGAACGUUUAUCCAGAUAAUGUCACCUGAGAUUUAAGUUGUAUUCGUCUUUGGUGUUCGUUCUGGUAUGUGUUCUAAACUAAAUGGACUAUAUACAGAUGCAAAAUUUUGUUUUGCGCUGUUGUUAACACUUUAAAGAAUUUUCAAAUGUGGCUAUAUUAUCAUUACAAUUGCUGCCUGCUGAGCACUUUUUUUUUAUAAACGGCAGUAAUAUAUGCAAAAUAUCUGGUUUAGCACACUGAAACAUGGCAUCCAAAAGAAUUUACAAUGGUCAGAAGGAAUCUGGUAUUCAGUAUUUUAGCAAUGAAAAUAUGUCAGUGCUAGGCCCAGACCAGUUUACAUUUAUUAUAGUUGCACAUAUACUCCAACAUUGAACUUGAACUGGAAACUGAAUAAUGUUUUUUAUUACCAUCAACAAUCUGCCAGACAUUUCUCAUUACAGUUUGUUGUAUGUGACUAGAGGCCUUUUAAUCUAAGAUCCUUUUUAUUUACUUGUUAGAAUCUUUACACUGUGAGACAUGCUACCAUAAAAUAUUUUGAAUCAGUGUCUUUUCUCUUUCAGAAAUGGAUAAAGCAAUAUGCUGCAAUCUCUUUUGUCUGUGUGUAUAUAUGUAUGUAUUAUAUUAAAGUACAAAAUAUAUUUAUUUGGAUUAAAAACUUUAUGAAAUGAUC